Molecule: messenger RNA, 1454 nt
Organism: Arabidopsis lyrata subsp. lyrata
Lineage: Eukaryota; Viridiplantae; Streptophyta; Magnoliopsida; Brassicales; Brassicaceae
Product: jacalin-related lectin 4
Molecular function (GO): carbohydrate binding
Source: RefSeq, a predicted model, not a curated record
AUGGCCCAGAAGUUGGAAGCAAAAGGCGUAAAAGGAGGCAAUCAGUGGGAUGAUUUAGCUGACCAUGAUCAUGUAACAAAGAUAUAUGUACAAGAUGGUCGCAAAGGUAUUCAGUACGUCAAGUUUGAUUAUGUCAAGAAUGGUCAACCACAAACUGGAUCACUCCAUGGUCUCAUGGGUAGACGAUUGAUGAAAAAGUUUGAGAUUGAUCCAGCCAGUGAAUAUCUUGUAUCCGUUGAGGGUUACUAUGAUGACGCUAAGGGUAUAAUUCAAACACUUAAAUUCAAAACCAACAAGAAGACUUCUGAUAUGAUAGGAUACAAUGCAACUGGUUUGAAGUUUUCACUUAAAGUUAACGGAAAAAAGAUAAUUGGCUUCCAUGGAUAUGCUGAUACUAAUCUCAACUCUCUUGGAGCUUAUUGAUACAUCACUUAUUUCACAACGGCUCCUCCUACUAAAUUUGACUGUCAAGGUGGUUCAGGAUCCCAGCUUUGGGAUGAUGGUUCUAACUACAGUGGUGUGAGAAAGGUUUCCUUUGCGUUAGAUGACACCGAGAUAAGGAAAAUCAAGAUUAAUUAUGACAAAGGUGGCUUAGUGGAAAGACGUGAGUACGGGGGUAACGUAGGACGACAAGAGGAGUUUGUGGUCGACUAUCCAAGUGAAUACAUCAUAUAGGGAGGUACCUGCGAUAUUGUAAGCAAUACUAGUCAAAACCGUGUUAGGUCGCUGAUGUUCAAAACAUCAUAAAGGAUAACCUCUCCGAUAUUUGGAAAGGUUGCUACUCGCAAAUUCGUUUUUGAAAGCAACGGUAGUGCCCUUAUCGGGUUCCAUGGACGAGCAGCUGUUGCUCUAGAUGCCAUCGGAGCUUUUGUCUCCCCGUUUAUUCUUCCACAUCCUUAUUCUCCUCAUCCUUCUCUUCCUCCUUCCGCUGAAACACUACAAGCAAAAGGUGGUGAAGGAGGAGAUCCAUGGAACGAUGGUGUUUUCAACGGUGUGAGGAAAAUAUAUGUAGGACAAGGUGGAAAUGGUGUCAGUGCCGUCAAGUUUGUGUAUGAUAAGGACUCUCACGUGGCUGAAGGGAAUGAUCAUGGGAACCAAACACUUCUUGGAUACGAGGAGGUGAUUAUAUAUCCUUUCAUUAAUCUAGAAUAUCCUAGUGAGUACAUCACCGCGGUGGAGUUUGACAAAAUAUUUGGAAGUGGAGGCGGAGUUAUAACCAUGCUUAAGUUCAAGACCAACAAACGAAUCUCUCCACCGUUUGGACUCGAAACAACAUCAAGCUUUGUUCUUGGGAAGGAAGGUUAUAAAAUUGUAGGGUUCCACGGAAAAUCUAGUCAUGAGCUUCACCAGCUCGGGGUAUAUGUCGUGCCCAUUUCCCAGUGAUAUUUGCCCGAUCUUAAAUGAGCUACAUUGACGAACUCUUAUCAUAUCAAGUUUGAUCAGGUUCUUUCAAG